Messenger RNA from Sclerotinia sclerotiorum 1980 UF-70, 207 nucleotides. RefSeq lists its product with no specific name. The record is from RefSeq and is a predicted model, not a curated record. The transcript is spliced from 3 exons. Bases 1 to 207 code for a protein of 68 amino acids. Lineage: Eukaryota; Fungi; Ascomycota; Leotiomycetes; Helotiales; Sclerotiniaceae.
AUGAGAGUGAGCUUUGUGGGAAUAGUCGAGGAUUUAGAUGGUGGGUUGUGUUUAAAGGAUGAGUUGGGAGUUGAGGAGUGGGAAGGAAAGAAGAGGGGGAGAAGGAAGAAGAGGAGGAGGGAGGAGUCAACGGUUCCUGGUACAUACUACACCCCAAGUUCUCAAACCAAGGCAAAAACUUUUGAAGUAAGACUCGAUGGGAUGUGA